Molecule: messenger RNA, 822 nt
Organism: Grammomys surdaster
Lineage: Eukaryota; Metazoa; Chordata; Mammalia; Rodentia; Muridae
Product: gasdermin-D-like
Exons: 7
Coding region: 1-822 (273 amino acids)
Biological process (GO): pyroptotic inflammatory response; defense response to bacterium
Cellular component (GO): NLRP3 inflammasome complex
Molecular function (GO): phosphatidylserine binding; phosphatidylinositol-4,5-bisphosphate binding; phosphatidylinositol-4-phosphate binding
Source: RefSeq, a predicted model, not a curated record
AUGCUGCUGCGAGGCUCGCCAACCUUCCACCAGGUUGAAGGCAAAGGCCACCAAAGCCGGAAGAAGAUGGUGACCCUUCCUCCAGGCAGCGUCCUUGCAUUCCAAGUGGCCAAACUGCUCAUUAGCUCUACAUGGGGUAUCCUUCUCGUCUCAGAUGAGAAACAGAGGACCUUUGAAUCCUCCUCAGGUAGAAUCCCUGAUGAAGAAGAAUUCAGGGAAGACUUCCAAGACCUGUCUGCAGAGGUUAAGGCUGGUUCCUUAGAACUUGGGAGAUUAAAAAUGGAGACGAAACAACAGCUACUAGUGGACAUCAGGAGGAUUUUACAGGACCAGACCAGCCUGGAAGCCUUAGAGGCCUCACUAGGGCAGGGACUGUGCAGUGGAUGGAAGGUGGAGCCUCUUGAGGGCCCAGCAGGCUGCAUCCUUGAGUGUCUGGAUCUCACUUCUGGAGAGCUGGUGAUAAAACAGGCAGCCCCUAUCUUCUACCUGCUGGGAACACUGAAUGUGCUGAGUGAAACUCAGAGGCAGAUGCUGGCUAAGGAUCUGGAGACAACAGUACUGUCAAAGCACCUGGAGUUGGUGGAACACAUCUUGGUAAAGAGCACCCCAUGGAAGGAGCAGAGGACUGUGUUCCUGCCUGCCAGGCUCCUUGGCGACAGCUGGGAUGAGAAGGCUCCCACCUGGGUCUUGCUAGAAGAAUGUGGCCUAAGGUUGCGGGUGGAACCCCCCCAGGUGCACUGGGAACCGACUUCUCAGGACCCCACAUGUGCUCUCUAUGCCUCCCUGGCUCUAUUGUCUAGUCGAAGCCAGAAACCUCAUUAG